AUGUCAUACCUACAGCAGCAACUCAAGAGCUUUAAUGCCAGCGUCAUGGAGUCGGCUAACCGCUUGCCUCAACAGAGACGAGUAGCAGCUAACAACCCUCCCGCGUCCGGCAGCAGCUCGCAGGUUCCAUCAUCCGCGCCCACUCCAUCAUCAUCUGGUGAUGUGAAGAAGAAGCGCCAUGAAGCGGACAUCGUCUAUUCUCAGCCGGCUAAUACCGGUACGGGCAAAGAUAUCAUGACGCAGGUGCUUUUCGCAAUCGAGCACAUGAAGACCAAGGGCGUACCUCUCAAGUUUGCGGAUAUCAUCUCCUACUUGUCACUUCAACACCGUGCCAACGAUGCUGGCUACGUUCAAGCGCUUCGGAGUAUCUUGCAGAUGCACGAGAAAGUCGACUAUGAUCCGAGUGGCGCCAACGGCGAAGGCACGUUCAGCUUCCGGCCACCUCAUAACGUCCGCAACCCGGAGCAGCUCCUGCAAAAGCUGCAGUCACAGAAUACUGCGGCAGGCAUGAGUGUACGUGAGCUUCGCGAAGGAUGGCCGAACGUUGAGGAUGCCAUCAAUCAGAUGGAGAGGGAAGGAAAGCUUCUUGUGACUCGUAACAAGAAAGAUGACCAUGCGAAGAUGGUUUGGGCCAACGACCCAUCGCUGAUUGAGCGCUUUGAUGAUGAGUUCAAACAAAUAUGGGAUAAAAUCAAGAUCCCGGACCCUAACGCUGUGAAGGAAGCGUUGGAGAAAGCAGGCAUUGUCCCAACGAACAAGAACAAGGUCAUUAAGCCUCGAGUCAAGGUGGAGGCAAAGAAGACGAAGAAACCGCGCCGCAGCGGCAAGACCACCAAUACUCACAUGAUGGGUAUUCUAAGAGAUUACUCCCACCUCAAGCGGUGA
Molecule: messenger RNA, 885 nt
Organism: Penicillium macrosclerotiorum
Lineage: Eukaryota; Fungi; Ascomycota; Eurotiomycetes; Eurotiales; Aspergillaceae
Product: transcription factor TFIIE subunit TFA2
Exons: 1
Coding region: 1-885 (294 amino acids)
Biological process (GO): transcription initiation at RNA polymerase II promoter
Cellular component (GO): transcription factor TFIIE complex
Source: RefSeq, a predicted model, not a curated record